Messenger RNA from Ipomoea nil (Japanese morning glory), 3569 nucleotides. Its product is annotated as TMV resistance protein N-like. The record is from RefSeq and is a predicted model, not a curated record. The coding region runs from base 60 to 3569 and encodes 1169 amino acids. Gene Ontology annotation, molecular function: ADP binding; ATP hydrolysis activity. The transcript has 4 exons. NCBI's taxonomy places the organism in Eukaryota, Viridiplantae, Streptophyta, Magnoliopsida, Solanales, Convolvulaceae. Gene Ontology annotation, biological process: defense response; signal transduction.
AAUUCAUUUCUAAAUUUCUAAUCAGUUCCUGUUUCAGAGGCACCCAAAUCCAACUUCAAAUGGCUUCUACCUCUUCUUCUCCUUCACAAUCAACCCAAAAGGUAACUUAUGAUGUUUUCUUGAGCUUUAGAAGCGAGGAUAUUAACAAGACUUUCCUGGAUCACCUUCAUGAUCAGCUGCAACUAAAGGGAAUAUACACCUUCUUAGAUGGCGAUGUGCGGUUAGAGACAGGGAAGUGCAUCUCUCCUAGUCUGCUAAGAACUAUUCAAGAAUCAAGAUUUGCAAUUGUCAUCUUCUCAAAGAACUAUGCAUCAUCAACGCGGUGUUUGGACAAAGUUGCAACGAUCAUGGAAUGCAGAGAAAAACUCGACCAAAUUGUGGUACCGGUUUUCUACGAUGUGGAUCGUUCACAAGUGCGGGAACAAACGGGGAGUUUUGGUGAAUCAUUUGCAGAACACGAAGUGAAUUUUAAGGAUGAUAAAGGAAAGGUGGAAAGGUGGAGGAAAGCAUUGACAGAGGCUAGCAAUAUUGCAGGACAUGAUUUGCAGAAUAUGCAUAACAGUCUCAGGAGCGAAGCAAACUGUAUCCAAAGAGUUAUUGAUGACAUACUUACUCAAUUGUAUCAAGCCUCCCCUAUCCUUCAAGCAAAUCUGGUGGGGUUGGAAUCUAGAGUUGAAGAAAUCGGUGCCAUGUUGAGUCUCGAAUCCUAUGAUGUUCGGUUCAUUGGCAUUUGGGGUAGAGGAGGGAUUGGUAAGACAACAGUUGCAAGGGCGGUUUUUGCCAAAUUUUCGAGGCUAUUUGAUGGAGCUUGUUUUGUUGAUGAUAUUAAAGAAAGGCAAAGUAAAGUUGGAAUGGAAGCAUUGCAAUCAAUCCUUAUAUCAAAAACCCUGAAGGAAAGAUCAAUGGAUAUAAGCAAUGUGGAUGAAGGCAUGGAGAUGAUAAAGAAGAGACUUGGAUGGAAAAAAGUUUUGAUUGUUCUUGAUGAUGUAGACCACCUAGAAGAAUUAAGGAAGUUAGCCGGAGAUCGCGUUUGGUUUGGUAGGGGAAGUAGAGUCAUCAUAACCACGAGAGAUUCGGGAUUAUUGCAAUCCCAUGGAGUUGAUGAAAAGUAUGAAGUGCAUAAAUUGGUAGGGGAGGAAGCUAUUCAACUAUUCAGUUGGCAUGCCUUUAACAAGGAAAUUCCUGCAAAAAGUUUCGAAGAACUCUCUCGAUUAGUUGUGAGUUACGCUUCUGGUUUUCCAUUAGCUCUUAAAGUUUUGGGUUCUUUCCUGUAUGGACUCGAGCCUGUUGAAUGGAGAAGCACCCUGAAAAAACUCGAGGACAUCCCUGACGACGAUGUUGUUGCAAAGCUUAAGAUAAGUUUUGAUGGACUAAGUUGCAGGGACAAAAAAUUAUUUUUAGAUAUUGCAUGUUUUUACAGAAAAAAGGAGGAGAGUUAUGUAAUAGAUGUGUUCAAAAGCUGUAACUUGCAACCAGUCACCGGUAUACGCAAGCUCAUAGAAAGAUCUCUUCUAUUAGUCCUAAAUGGAAAACUUGAGAUGCAUGAUCUAAUUCAAGAUAUGGGUUGGCAUAUUGCCAGUCAGGAGAGUCCUAGGAGCAGGGUAUGGUUGGUUGAGGAUGUUGAUGCUGUGUUAAGUGGAAACAUGGAAGCAGAUGGGCUUGAAGGUUUAUUAAUCCCUCCCAAAUAUCGACAUAGCUGCAAUGGGAAUAUUAGGUCCAGUGUUGAAGCUUUAAAGAGGAUGAAACAGUUGAAAAUACUCAUAGUUGAAAGCUAUAAUUUCGAUUCGUUUAGAAGGAUGAGCAGAUUAAAGUUACUUGAAAGUUUUGGCUCCACCAUCAUUGGGAAUUAUCUUCCUAACAGUAGUCUGCAGUGGCUUGAUUUCUCAUAUUAUCAUUUGCAUUCUUUACCACAAAGUUUUCAACCACUGAAGCUUGCUGCGCUGCUUUUGCCUCAUAGUUCUAUCCAACAUUGCAGGAUAACCAAGAGCUUUUACAAGCUGAGGCAUUUGGACCUCAGAUGCUCCCAGUUUUUGUUGGAAACUCCCAAUUUUGAAUGGCUGCCAAAUUUGGAGAGGCUAAACCUUUCAGACUGUGUGAGUUUAAAAGAGGUCCAUCCAUCCAUUGGACAUCUUGAGAAGCUUGUUUCAUUGGAUUUGGGGAGAUGCAGCAACAUUAACAACCUUCCCACCUUCAUCCAAAUGCAAUCACUUCAACUUCUAGAUCUUGAAUCUUGUCAAAAACUGGAAACAUUUCCUGAAAUCCACUGCAAUAUGCCACAUCUACACGUCCUCGAGCUCCAAUCCGUUGGGAUUAGAACGCUACCCUCCUCGAUCCAAAAUCUCAUUAGCCUCACCAAGAUACACAUUGCUAGAUGUCAAAAUCUCGAAUGCCUUCCAAGUGGCUUGUGUAGGCUGAAAAAUCUAAAAGUUCUUGAACUCGAAAGAUGCCCGAAACUGCAGUCCUUGCCAGAAAACAUGGGCGAUUUGCAGGUUUUGGAGAAACUUCAUGUCAAGGAUAAUGCAAUGAUCCAACACCUCCCAUCCUCAAUCUCACUUUUGACUGAACUUGAAUACUUAUACUUUGGACACUCAGACAAUCUGGAUUUGUUCCCUACAUCCCACAACUUUGUUUUGCCCAGUGUUUCGAGUUUAUGUUCAUUGAAAAGGCUAGACCUCAGCUUCCUCUAUAUGGUUGAUGAAGGACUCCCUCAAGAUCUUGGAUGCUUAACCUCUUUGGAAUGCUUAAAUCUAAGGGGAAACCAAUUCAUCCGUUUGCCCGAGAGCAUUAGUCAGCUCCCUCGCCUUCAAUACCUCGACAUUAAAUAUUGCACAAAGCUUGAAGAACUACCCGAGCUUCCGGGAACUAUAAAGGAACUCUCUGUGGAUACUCAUUUGGCCUCCAAAAUCAACACAGCAGAGCUAGCAGCCAAGUACACCGGCUUAUAUUCUGUUUCAUUCACAGAUGCCAAUUUCUUUUUGUACUUCGGGGGCUUACAAACCCCUAAGCUCCCGGAUGGGUUUAUUCCUUUUUCUUGGCAACUUAUACCCAGAAAGGAUGCUUUUAGUGUUGUGUACCUUACUACCAUGGAGAGUGGUUACCAUAUCUCAUCUAAGUGGUUCGAUUACGAGGAGAAAGACUCUGAUACUAUUUGUGUCAAGUUGAAUCCCACUUGGUAUAACAGCAACUUUCUGGGAUUUGCUAUUUAUUGCAUUGUUCCUUCGAAAUGUGGCGUGUGGGAAUCGCGUGAAGGCGAUCUGUUCGAGCAUUGUGCCAUCACAGCCAAGUUGGUACGCAAAGAGGAUGGUGAAAAACAUGCUUUGCAUACAAAAUGUGUGAUUGGUAAAUCAGUUGAGAAUGGUGGGGAUGGUGAGCGUGCCCGGAUGUGCUUUGCGUACAUUCCGUUCUGUUCUUUGUGGCAUCAAUCUAAGACAAUGCAGGGCCUUGGGCCAAAUGAUUAUUCUGUAUUUGAGGCAAGCUUGGAUUCCAGAAUGGCUACAGCUUGGCGAUUUCGUUUGCUAUAUAAAGAUGACGAAUUGCUUAACGAGGAACAUGUAAAUCACGAUAUAUAA